Molecule: messenger RNA, 956 nt
Organism: Diceros bicornis minor
Lineage: Eukaryota; Metazoa; Chordata; Mammalia; Perissodactyla; Rhinocerotidae
Product: histone H2A.V
Exons: 5
Coding region: 300-686 (128 amino acids)
Cellular component (GO): nucleosome
Molecular function (GO): DNA binding; protein heterodimerization activity; structural constituent of chromatin
Source: RefSeq, a predicted model, not a curated record
CGUGGCCCCGCCCCCGCUCGCGCACAGGCGCGUCCGUGUUGGGGCUGGAGGCCCCGCCUCCGAGUGCCGUGUGCAAAAACAAACAGCCGUUAGGGGGGAGGGGCCGGGGAGGCGGGGUCUGGCUAGAAGGAGGCGCGCGAUUGGGCGGCCUCCGGGGUUCAAACGAGCAAGGCGAGCAGGCAUUGGUCGGGACGGUGCGAGGCGGGCCCCGGUUAUUGUCCCGGCUCCGGCGGCGGCGGUCGGUGCUGCGGAGCGGCGGCAGCGGCUCGGCGGGAGUGAGGGCGGGAGCGGCCGAGACCAUGGCUGGAGGCAAAGCUGGAAAGGACAGUGGGAAGGCCAAAGCUAAGGCAGUGUCUCGCUCACAGAGAGCUGGGCUACAGUUUCCUGUGGGCCGCAUCCACAGACAUUUGAAGACUCGUACCACGAGCCACGGAAGGGUCGGUGCCACUGCUGCAGUGUAUAGUGCUGCAAUUCUGGAGUAUCUCACUGCUGAGGUGCUGGAGCUGGCAGGUAAUGCUUCCAAGGAUCUUAAAGUAAAGCGGAUCACUCCGCGUCACUUGCAGCUUGCGAUCCGUGGUGAUGAAGAGUUGGAUUCUCUUAUCAAGGCUACCAUAGCUGGGGGUGGUGUGAUCCCUCACAUCCACAAGUCUCUAAUUGGAAAGAAGGGACAGCAGAAAACUGCUUAGAGAGGUGUUUUAACCAACCCUCUUCCUCCCCGUCAUUGUACUGUAACUGAGACAAGAAAUAAUGGGGAUAUGUGGAAUUUUUAAAACAGUUAAAUGGAAAAGCAUAGACAAUUACUGUAGACAUCAUAAAAGAAACAUUUGUACGUUCUUAGACUCGAAGUUUGAUAAAAGUACCUUUUCGUGCGGCAACAGUUGUGUGUUGAUUGGCUAGAUUUCUCCCAUGUGUUUUAUACAAAAAUGGAGUUGAUAAACCAUUUUUUACAAAAAUAA